Messenger RNA from Ananas comosus (pineapple), 792 nucleotides. Its product is annotated as 60S ribosomal protein L27a-3-like. Lineage: Eukaryota; Viridiplantae; Streptophyta; Magnoliopsida; Poales; Bromeliaceae. Bases 107 to 574 code for a protein of 155 amino acids. Gene Ontology annotation, molecular function: structural constituent of ribosome. Gene Ontology annotation, biological process: translation. Gene Ontology annotation, cellular component: ribosome; cytosolic large ribosomal subunit. The record is from RefSeq and is a predicted model, not a curated record. The transcript has a single exon.
CCUUCCUCUUCCCCCCGUGUCGUCGCCGCAACGCACCCAAAACCCUAACCCUAGAACCCGAUCCGCUUCUCCCUCGUCGUCCUCCGCGGCGGCGGCGAAGGCGACGAUGACGACGAGGUUGAAGAAGAACCGGAAGAAGCGGGGCCACGUGAGCGCGGGGCACGGGCGCAUCGGGAAACAUCGGAAGCACCCCGGGGGCCGCGGCAACGCCGGGGGGAUGCACCACCACCGCAUCCUCUUCGACAAGUACCACCCCGGCUACUUCGGCAAGGUCGGGAUGCGCUACUUCCACCGCCUCCGCAACAAGUUCCACUGCCCCACCCUCAACGUCGACCGCCUCUGGUCCCUCGUCCCCGACAACGUCGCCUCCGCCGGCGCCGGCGCCGGCGCCGAGGGUGGUGGCGGCGCAGCCGCGGCCCCCAUGAUCGACGUGACGCAGUUCGGGUACUUCAAGGUGCUCGGGAAGGGGAUGCUGCCCCCGAACCGCCCCGUCGUCGUCAAGGCGAAGCUCGUGUCGAAGAUCGCGGAGAAGAAGAUCAAGGCCGCUGGCGGGGCUGUCGUCCUCACCGCCUAGGGUUAGGGUUUCUCGAUCCGUCUCCCCCUCUUUUUUUUUCGGUUCGAAAGCUUAGAUUUUGCUACUUGUUUCGUAUCUUUUUUUGCUAGUAAUUUGUGUUCGGGAUGUUUGCAAUUGGAUUGAUGUUGGAGUUUUAGUGCUUAAAUACAUACGGAGAUCAAUUUGUUUCUUACAAUGAUAUUAAUGUCAAAAUUAAAUUUUGGAUGGGAAUUAGAAAA